Messenger RNA from Polypterus senegalus (gray bichir), 5267 nucleotides. It is a transcript of the gene appl1, whose product is annotated as adaptor protein, phosphotyrosine interaction, PH domain and leucine zipper containing 1. Gene Ontology annotation, molecular function: protein binding. Gene Ontology annotation, biological process: signaling. NCBI's taxonomy places the organism in Eukaryota, Metazoa, Chordata, Cladistia, Polypteriformes, Polypteridae. The record is from RefSeq and is a predicted model, not a curated record. Gene Ontology annotation, cellular component: cytoplasm; endosome membrane. The transcript has 22 exons. Bases 108 to 2252 code for a protein of 714 amino acids.
CAGGUUGGGCUGUGUGGUUCUUAACCAACUAGUAGUAGUCCAUACUCGGCCGUCGUACUCUUCUUGUGUUGUUGUUUUUAUUAUUUGUUUUCAGCAACUGCAAAGAUAUGCCUGGAAUUGACAAGCUGCCUAUUGAAGAAACGUUAGAGGAUAGUCCGCAGACACGAUCAUUGCUGGGUGUAUUUGAAGAAGAUGCUGCCGCUAUCUCCAGUUACUCCCAUCAGCUUCAUCAUGCAAUGCAGCGGAUAUACGAUGCACAGAAUGAACUGAGUGCCGCUACACACCUCACCUCAAAGCUGCUCAAAGAGUAUGACACUCGGCGUUUCCCACUAGGCAGUGACGAUGAAGUUAUGAGCUCCACUUUGCUGCAGUUUUCCAAAGUCAUAGAUGAGCUCAGCUCCUGCCAUGCAGUCCUGUCCACCCAGCUUGCUGAUGCAAUGAUGUUUCCGAUAACCCAAUUCAAAGAGAGAGAUCUGAAGGAGAUCUUGACAUUAAAGGAAGUUUUCCAGAUAUCAAGCAAUGAUCAUGAUGUGGCUAUCAACCGAUACAGUAGACUUUCAAAACGAAGGGAGAAUGAAAAGGUCAAGUCUGAAGUUAUGGAGGAUGUGUACACAUCUCGAAAGAAGCAACAUCAGACCAUGAUGCAUUACUUCACCGCACUAAAUGCACUUCAGUACAAGAAAAAAAUUGCACUUUUAGAGCCUCUUCUGGGAUAUAUGCAAGCACAGAUUAGUUUCUUUAAGCUUGGCUCAGAAAAUCUAACCCAACAGUGGGAAGACUUCCUUACGAACAUCGGAACCAGUGUGCAAAAUGUUCGCAGGGAAAUGGAGUCCGAGAUUGAAAUAAUGCAACAGACCAUCCAGGACUUGGAAGAAGCAAGUGAUCCUCUAUAUCCUCCAGAUCCAGAUUUAAACAAAAUUCCAGUCAACAGAAACCUGACCAGGAAGUCAGGGUACCUCAAUGCCCGCAAUAAGACUGGGCUGGUAUCUUCCACCUGGGAAAGGCAGUACUUCUUCACCCAGGGAGGAAAUCUAAUGAGCCAAGCACGUGGGGAUGUCGCAGGCGGUUUGGUGAUGGAUAUCGAUAACUGUUCCGUAAUGGCUACUGACUGUGAAGACAGAAGAUAUUGCUUCCAGAUUACAUCUUUUGAUGGCAAAAAAACUGUCAUUCUUCAAGCAGAAAGUAAAAAAGACUGUGAAGAGUGGAUUUCAACAAUCAACAACAUCUCUAAGCGAAUUUACCUCAGUGAAAAUCCAGAGGAAAUUGCAGCUCGGGUGAACCAGUCUGCUCUAGAUGCAAUCACUCCAUCACCAUCCUUCCAGCAACGACACGAGAGCCUGAGACCCACAGCACAAAGCCAUCUAAAAACUACUCGAAAAAGUAGUUCUGGAUCUUUGGUGACUGGACCAUCCACACCCGACUCUGCAGCUCUCUCUGCUUUGUCUUUGGAUUCACUUGUUGCCCCAGAUACACCUAUUCAGUUUGACAUCAUCUCCCCUGUUAGCGAGGAGUAUGCAGGACAAGGAAAGGCGCAGGGACAGACAGGCAGAAGGACAAACCCAUUUGGUGAAUCUGGAGUCAACAAAUCUGAAGAUAGCGAAGGCUCCAUUCUUCACCAACUUUACAUUGUCCGAUUCCUGGGCUCAAUGGAGGUCCGAUCUCAUGACAGUGUCGAUGUUAUCUAUGAAACAAUGAGGCAAAUCCUAGCGGCUCGUGCCAUCCACAACAUCUUCCGAAUGACGGAGUCGCACCUCCUGGUCACAUGUGACUGCUUGAAGCUGAUUGAUCCACAGACACAGGUCACACGACUAAGGUUUCCUCUACAAAAUGUAGUCUUGUGUACAACGCACCAAGAAAACAAGAGGCUUUUUGGCUUUGUGUUGCGGGUGGCUGGAAGUGGAAAUGAUGGGCGGCCGAUCUCCGUGUGCUACGUGUUUGAAUCUAACAACGAGGGUGAGAAGAUGUGUGACAGUGUUGGACUUGCAAAACAAAUUGCUUUUCAUUCAGAAAUGGAUCGCAGAGAACUGGAGAAGCAGAAAGAAAAAGACAAAGAGAAAGAGAGACAGCAGGAGGAACUAAGCAAACAAAAGCAGAUUGAGAAGGACCUUGAAGAGCAAAGCCGUUUGAUUGCGGCAUCCACUCGUCCAAACCAAACAGGCGGUGAUGGGCAAGUCUUAGUUCUUGGCAGUAGCCAGUCAGAAGACAGCGAUGCCGGAGAUGAAAGCAAAAAAAAGGGAGAAUCCGAAGCAUGAAUUUCAAUAACGGGAAAAAGAAAAAUAACACAAACUGUAAGGCAUGAGAGCCUACCUGUAUAAACGGUUAAAGAGACACUGUAAAGCUCUUUACUUUAUAUAUUUAUACAAGAUUUUAUUAUAUAUGUGACUUUGGAAUAAUUGAAACACAUUUGUGCUAUUUGCCUCCGCCUAAAAAUGUUCUCCCAUUACAUCCUCAAGACGUAUCGGUCUGCGUCCAAAGAGUCUGAAGUCUAGUCAUGUUCAGUUUGCAACCUUUUAAGUUGCGGGUUUAUAAGACACUAAAAAAUAAUGAACUAACAUCCCAGGACACUUUCUGGAGUGACGGCUGUGGGGUUCAGUAGAGCUUGAUAAAUUGAAUUGAUUUAUGUGAUGGAAUCGGGAGGAUGCUGGGAAAAACGCUCUUCAGUCUUUGUAUUGGGAUCGGUAACAAUCGGUAUGCCUCACUUGCACUGAGAAAUCGUUUGAUGUCGCCAACAGUGGGGGAAAAAUAAUUUUUAUAUCCAUCUUUCAGCCUGGUUGGUUUCUAGGCAUCAUGGUUUCUCUUCCAUCUUAGAGCAUAUUUAAAAAUUAUUCUGGCUUUUCAAAGAAGUUUAAGUGAGGCCUGUUUUUGACGUUCUCAGGAGAUGAGGUAGUGAUGGGUUUUAGGAACUGCCAGUGAUGAUAAAGGUGGUCUUCAGAGUGUAUUCAGUAUUAUUAGUGAAGGACCACUGCAGGUUUUAUGAGAGAAAUUGUAAGGACCUAUAUAUGUUAUGGAAGUUCCAUUUGUAAUGAAGUAUUGUAUCAGUGUAUUAAAGGAUCAUCCUCUUCAACUAAGGUUUAAAAAACGCCAGGUUUUUAAAAUCAAAAUCGAAACUUAAGUUGUUACACUUCGGCCUUUUGCAUAGUCCUCCCCAUAAUUUGAUGCUCCUUGGUUUUGCGGUGCGUUUUGCCGGUGAUUUUGAGCAUUUUCACAUAACAUUCCUGAUAGUGAUAGUCACCCUAUCAGGUGCUUUGGGACCACCGCCUUACUUUAAGUAAUUCUUUGAUUUAACUCUCACCAUGGAGAGUCCAGGCCUUAUCCUUGAAUAUACUGUAUGUGUGUAGCACUUCAAUAAAAUUGUAUCCUUACGCUUCACCGUGUAACGGGCAACAGACCGCCUGCACAUCAUGGUUGCUGUACAAUAAUGAGCUCUUCAGGUUGACUCAUUGUUGUCUGCAGGGACCGCCUGAAAAUCUUGACUUCAUACAGGUCGUCCUUCAUCUUUGGAAGGAUAAUUUGCCAGCAGCCUCGUAGCACUUUUAGUCUUUCCACUGAACGACUACUAGGGCUUGACUUGUGAAGCCUUGCUGCAGUAGGCCUGUCUGUAAUUCUGUAUGCGCCUCUGUCAAAACCUCCUCGUAAUACGAUGUGCAAGUUGUUUAGCAUCUAAAAGACGACGAGCUUUACAGGAAUCAAAUGUUGUUGUCUUCCAUAUCUGCGAAUUCUGAAGUCAGGCACUGAAGCAUUUGGCAUCCGUGAUAGACGAGUUGCAGAGCAGAGCGAACAACACACACUCCUCACCAGCUGGGUUGGGUUAGGGUUACUUAAAGUUUACACCCUAGCAGACUUUAUGUAGCGCUGCCAUCAUUUGGCUCUUCACCGAGUGGCAUGAAAGUUCAUUGGUCUUUAUUGCGUCUCCUGAGCUGCCAGGGUCCAUCGUAGCAUCGUUGAGUCUUUUCAGACCAUGAACAGGUUUGUUCGUGUUAACCACUUCUGGCUGUAAUAAGCUGGACAUUUUAUAAAUAUCUGGUUGAACUCAGCCGUGCCCAUGCUCUUUAUUUCCUAUUGCUACACAUGUUAUGUUGGACCUUCAGCGUUUGUUCAUUAUUGUUCUUUGAUCCUCUGUAUGAUGUAACGAAAUCAGAUUUUCUUUCCUGACAUUAGGGUUUCUUCCCUCACAUAAAGAAUUAUUAAUACCUGCCCUCCUUACCCCCUUGUGUCACCAUUUGUGGAGGAGCGCCAGUGCCCGGUAAGUCUGAUUACCCAGUUGCACUUGUCCUGAAUUAGUUUGCUUCACUGAAUGGCUUUGUUCAGAAUUAUGGGCUAGGAGUUUGAGAUAUUAUAUAUGUGAUGGAUGAUCUGUAUCCUAGGGAUAUUCAGCAGUAUGAUUAGGAGGUUUCUUUAUUGAUUGAUUUAAUAAUGUACAUUUACUAAAAUUUAAAAAAUAUGUAAACGGGUAGCAGGUCGAUAUUAACAUUAAUUUUAAUGACGGAGAGGUGCUGGUGUAACUAAUGGUGAUAAUAAUAAUGUUUAUGUAAUGAGUAAGGAGUUGGGGGAUGCUUGUCAUUUUAGCAGGCUGCUGUUUGACUAAUAAGAAUUUCAAGCAUUACUGUAAUAAUAUUGUAUUCAACUUUAUAAUCUAAUGUAUCCAUUUUCCAGUAAUAAACUGGCAUCAAGAAUGUUGUUGUGCAGUCGGGCUGUGAAUGAUUGGUCAUUCCACUAGUGUCCUCAAUAGGGUAAUGCUGGUUUUGCGAAUGGGUGGUUAUGGGGGACAGGAGGUGAUGUACAUGUACAGCAUGACAAAUGCCUUCUGUUUUGUGUUAAAUAUGAAAACCUCCACUCUGUCUCUACUCCAUCUUCAUCGUUUUCAUGAGAAGAAUCUGUCAUGUUAACAUUCCCGUUGCUUUACUAAUGUGAAGUAUCAGGAAAAAAUAUAAAACGAGUUGUGAUUUGUGUUGGUGAUGGGCAAUGCAGACAUGCCGUUUAUGGCAGCCCGAGACCAGGGAGUGGGUGGGUUUCGCUUGGUCCUCCUUUUAACUUUCUGGGAAUCUUCAGUCUUGUGAGAAGCAACAGUAAAAGACCCGAUGUCCUCGUUCGUGACCAGUGCCUGCCUGCACUUGUGCAUCAGUACGUGUUGCACUUUGUGUUCUUGUUGACUUGGACCAGAAUGAUAAUGAAUAUGAAGGUGGGUGCUUUCUAUUGUGAUGUAUUGUAAAGCAGUGGACAAUUUAAGGAAAUUUUGCGUAUCUAAAAUAAUAAAACCUUACACAAGU